AGUUUAUUGGAUAAAUUAUGGUCUUUUGCUGGUGCUAGGUCUAUUCGAGAAGCAGUGAUAGAUAAACAAAAGCCCCCCAAAAUCAAACCCAUUAUUUACAAAGUAAAUAAAAUAGGACAAAAUUAG
Messenger RNA from Ambispora leptoticha, 126 nucleotides. Lineage: Eukaryota; Fungi; Glomeromycota; Glomeromycetes; Archaeosporales; Ambisporaceae. The record is from the annotation of a GenBank genome assembly.